GUUGAACAUUAAUUAGGUUUUGUUUGUAGCAUUGCUCAUUCAACAUUUGAAACAUGUAUUUUUGGUUUUGUCUUAAGUUUGAUGUUUUUGUUAAUUUCAGCUGAAAGUAAAACCAACAAAAGCGUCACUUCAGCUGAACAUAAAAGCUGUAUCAAAGCCAGUUGAUCAGGAAAACAGUGAAGAAAAACAGGACGAUUCUAAAUUGAAAUCCCCUCUCUCGUCACCAAAUUUUAGCCAAACUGAUGCCAAAGAUACUGAUAUUUAUUCUACCGGUGAAGUUAGGAGUUGUACCCCCCACCCCCACAGGUUACCCCUGUUAGCUGUUCCCCACCCCAGAGAGACGUCUUGAUAAGAAACUUUUCCCCACUGCAGAGCAAUAAUCUUCCAGCUAUCAGCCCUGAUCAAAAUGGCGGAUAUUCCGCAACGACGACUGGACAGGCGGACACAAAGGCAAACGCUGUUAAUCGCUUGUCGAACUUCUUUGGGAGCAUCAUGAAUGACGUGUCGUCUGUUUCUCCAACAUUCAGCCAUAGUGCAAGUCCAGAGGUGCAGACAGAGACGAAAAGCAGCUUUGUGGUUAAGAAGAGGGAAAACGGAAGUUUUAAGUCAGACAGAAAUUCAACAGGAGUUACACCAAGCCCCAAGAAAGAGUCAGGAGCAGACAGUGGGAGUCAACCAGCCGUUUCUGACUCUGGGUUUGACUUGUCAACAAUCCACAGAGACAUCAUCAUGUCGGCCAAAAUACAAGAGAUUGAGGAUGAGGAGGAGUUACACAAAAUGUUGAACACAACAGAUAAUUUUGAAGACAGAAAAAUGAUCCGUGCUAGAUUAAAGGAACUCCGUGAAAAGGCCAGAGAGGAAUGGGAAAGGGGUAGGAAAGAGCGGGAAGCUGCCGCAGUAGAUGUAGUGAAAUUACGCCAACAACGAGCAGAAGAGGACAAGAAGAGGAAAAUGCAGUCUUUUCAGACGCGUGCUGAAACGGCGGGGAAAGAUCUGGAAGAUAAAUACCUCGUCCAAACACAAAAAGAUCUAAAAGAUCGACAGCAAUUUGCCGCAGACGAGAAGCAGAAAAAAUUGGAGGCUUAUAAACAAAUUGCCAAAACUGGGUCGGGAGUUAGUGAAUCGAGGGUCACCACAUCAAAACAAUCCACCACAGAUGAUGUAGCCAAUAACCUGGCAAAUAAACUUCAGCAAGUCACUAGUCCGUACACGUCAGGCAAAAUAACGGUGCGAACCGAGUCCUGGAACAGCCAAGAGGGCAUGGUCAAGAAAACUGAAACAACACAGCGAUGGGGAGCUAACAAACCAGCUGGACCUAAGAGUGCUAUGGCUGCCUUCAAGCAGAUGGACGCUCUUAGCCCAGGAGCAGCAAAACCAAACGCCCUUGUAACUGUCUCAUUGGCCAAGAAAGCUGCGACCACGAUGCGACGCAACGCAGUUCAAAUUAAAGCUGAGAUUUUAGACUUUUGUAAAUCCAACACAGCUGAGUACAAGAAUGUCCAGAUAACAAAUUUCUCCAGCUCUUGGAACAACGGUAUGGCUUUCUGUGCUCUGAUACAUCACUUCUACCCUGAUUCUUUUGACUUCUCAACCCUUGAUCCAAAACAGAGGAGGAAAAACUUUGAGCUGGCUUUUGACACUGCAGAAAAAUGCGCCGAUAUCGCGCCAUUGUUAGACGUUGAGGACAUGGUGAAAAUGAAAAACCCUGACUGGAAAUGUGUGUUUACAUACGUGCAAAGCUUUUACAGACAUCUGAGGACACAUCCCAACUGCAAACAGAUCGUCCCACCUUCCCAGUAACCUAUCGCUGGAACACCGCAACACAGCCAAAAAAAACAGCGCUUUGAAAUAAGAAAGACUGAAUACAAAAGUCUGUCUGUGGGUUGGUUUUAGGUUGUAAAGUGUUUGCUCUUCAUUACAAGUGCCUGAUAUGUUUAAAAACACCCCUUGGAGAUAGUGGAGUAUGACCGAAGUAAAUUAGCUCCACUAUUAGACAACAUGGUUAAUAUGGGUCUAAUAUACUGUUUCUG
This is a messenger RNA of Liolophura sinensis, 2030 nucleotides long. RefSeq names its product smoothelin-like. Gene Ontology annotation, molecular function: protein binding. The transcript has 9 exons. The record is from RefSeq and is a predicted model, not a curated record. NCBI's taxonomy places the organism in Eukaryota, Metazoa, Mollusca, Polyplacophora, Chitonida, Chitonidae. The coding region runs from base 493 to 1800 and encodes 435 amino acids.